CAUUGUUUUGUUUCUUCACCAAAACACAAAGAUUGUCUCCAUUUUCAAGUUUGGAAAAUUUGUCUGACAUUCGACGUGUUAUUCUGCUAUUGGAACUCAACAGGAAGCAUUCGGGAGGGAUGGAUCCAAUUAUUGACUGGCAAAUUUCGCGCCAUGACAUCAAAUCUCGGGGACAAUACCUGCUAGAGACAGGUAAAUGGGCCGAUUGUCACUUCUUGGUUGGGCAGGAACCAAACCAUCAAAUGCUAGCUGGACACAAGCUGAUUCUUGCGAUGGCGUCCCCAGUAUUCGAGGCAAUGUUUUACGGUGGACUUGCCGAAAAGAACGAUCCGAUUCCUAUUUUGGAUCUCGAUCCUUCCGCAUUCAAGUCAUUGUUGGAGUAUAUUUACACUGAUAAAAUUAGCAUCAACUCUGUAGAUAAAGCGUGCGAGCUUUGCUAUGGAGCUAAAAAAUAUAUGCUUCCCCAUGUUGUGGAACAAUGUAUCACUUUUCUAUGGUCGGAUCUCUGUCCUAAGAACGUCUGUCGAGCGUAUGAAUUUGCGAAACUGUUUGAAGAACCUCGUUUGAUGGAAAAGUGUUUGCAAAUCAUGUGUACGAAAACAAUCGAUGUAGUGCAGGACACUAGCUUCGAAGAUGUUGAACUCAGUACCAUUAUUACGAUUCUCGAUCAAGACGUUCUCAACAUUGAUUCUGAGUUAAAUCUGUUCUGGGCAAUAAAUAAAUAUGCCGAAAAGCAUGGUUUAUGCGCCAGUCGGAAUCUCGAUGCGAACCAGUCAGGAAUUGACCAAGAUCAGGCAAUUUCUCCUCAAUCACCUCCGACGGUGGACGUGGAGGCUAGUUCUUCGAACAUGCAACGCAACAACAAUCAAAAUAAUGUUGGUGGAAAUACCGACCAACAAGCAGGACCACCAGUACCGAUGGGAAACGCAGGACGCCAGCAAGAGUUGCCAACGAUUCGUGACGCUAUCCGUCGGAUUCGAUUCCUUUCUUUGAAUCCGCAGCAAUUCGCCGAAGGACCAGCUAGAACAAAUCUGUUGACACAAUCAGAAGCAUUUGCUAUCUUGAUGAACAUUUCGACAGUCAAUAGUUGCUAUCCGAUGCCAGAAGGAUUUACUACCAAUAAAUCCCCGAGAAAUGCAUUCUGCGAUUCUUCCCCGUCAAGUCCGGUGGCCGGGCCAAGCGGAAAUCCACCGACCCUAGGACAUCGUUCAGGAUCGUCUGCCGCACCCAGUGGACUCUUCACACAACAUGUUCCGCCACCACAACCAGCUCCUAUUCCGCUUCAAACAGUUCCAGCGCCAGCACCAGCUCCGGUUCCACAGGCACAUCCGGAAAAUCCAGACAGUCCCUUCUAUUCCAACUAUCUCGAUGAAAUGCGCAACAAUGAUUCGAACUACGAUCGCAAAUAUUACUGUCGCCGAAUAAUGCGUCAGCAGACUGAAUGUUUGAACACCUCGGUUCUAGACUGUUCGCUGACGUUUAUAGUGGAUCGUUCAGUAUGCAUCACUGGCAUUGAAGUCCCGACACAGGUGCAGGGAUCAUCUAUCGUCGGAAAUGAUCGUUACUCAGAGCUUCUGUAUGCUCAUUUGCUCGACGCACAUGGAUCACGUUUGACCUACACACACUGUAAUCAACGUGUACAGUAUAACUCGAUGCUGGAAAUCUCCUUCGAUCGUCCGGUCUUCAUUCAACGACACAAGAUGUACAAAAUUGGUGUGGUUUUCAACAAGGUCGGUUGGUAUCCGGUAAGCCAGUCGGUGGCCAAAGUUAACUGUGACAACGUUUGUUUCACUUUCUGUGUUGGAUCACAGUCGGAAUCUGUACGUGAUGGACUCAUCCGAACAAUUGUCUUUACGUAUCCUCGCGAUGGAAUUGGUUUUCCCUAAAUAAAAUAUAUCGAUUGUAAAAUCACUUCGAACAUUUGCUUCUUCUCGUGAGAUUUGCACUGAAAAUUUAAAUUCAUACCUAACUAACAUCAUUAUACUCGAUUUAAAUAAACUACUAAACCUCUUCAAAUAUAGCUAUCAAAA
This is a messenger RNA of Toxorhynchites rutilus septentrionalis, 2030 nucleotides long. RefSeq lists its product as uncharacterized. Gene Ontology annotation, biological process: neurogenesis. Gene Ontology annotation, cellular component: P-body; cytosol. The coding region runs from base 120 to 1886 and encodes 588 amino acids. The transcript is spliced from 3 exons. NCBI's taxonomy places the organism in Eukaryota, Metazoa, Arthropoda, Insecta, Diptera, Culicidae. The record is from RefSeq and is a predicted model, not a curated record. Gene Ontology annotation, molecular function: protein binding.